AUUAAAAGUUUUAUCAAAUGGAUAAAUAAGGGUCAACGAUGUGUUGCAUCAGUUUUAGGGCCUUGCGCAGUGUAUCAUGGUUCGUAAAAGGUUGUAAAUCGCUGACUGAAAGUAAUGCGCGGAGGAAUACAAUGCGUGCAGGGUAGAUUACGUACGGCGCAGAGGGUGUGGCUAUCGAACCCACAGCCUCGUUCACACACUGUUGCUAAGGGUUACAGUCGCCAGGUACGCAAGAAUAGAAUGACGGCAUUCGUACAUUUAUUCGAAAAUUUUGAUAAUGGUUUGGUGCAACAAAUAUACAAAGAGAAAGAUGAAGCAGAAAAACACCGUAAUUAUGAAUAUUCUGCUAGUGUUAAAAUCCAAUCAUGGUAUCGUGGUGCAAGAUCAAGAUUUUAUCUUAGAUUCAUGAACAAUGCAGCAAUCACCAUACAAAAGCACUGGAAAGGCUACAUCGCACGUAUUUACUACCAAAAAGCUACCUGGGAUUUUUUCCUGAAAAUGUGCAUUGAACAUUACAUAGCAAUGGCUACUAAGAUUCAGAAGACAUGGAGAGGUUACCAGAGUCGCAAGAAAAAAUUUGACUACUACAAGAGGAAGUGUUACCUAGAAAAUGUUUGUCGCAAAAAUGAAAUAGUCUUAGCUAAACUUGAUAAAUUUGCAAAAGAAACAAAAGAAAUUGAAGAAAUCAUCACUCGUCAAUUAAAAGAGAUGAUGUCAGGUCAGAAAGCUUUCCGACAUAACUGUGUACAGGGCAUAGACAGUUUCCCAGGAAUCAACACCAAUACAACUUACAGGAAAUCAAAGCAAACAGAAAUCUAUCAUUCAGUUUAUGAUUUAAAGCAAGGCACACUCCAGGUCUCCACUGAUAACGGAUAUCAGUUAAUUCCUCCAAAAACUUUGCCGCCACUUCCACAGAAACCUCAAGGUCCUUUCCUUGAUCCUGAAAUUGUACAAUUGCAGCGCUACAAACCUCUGAAGCCCACACUUCGUGUAGAAACUAGCUUUGAUUCUUUAGAAAAAGCAAGAAAUGAAUUCAAAUUGGAAGAAUGGGCAAAAAGACUCCAUGAUGAUAAUUUCAUAUCAGUUAAAAACGGCCCAACAAAAUACCAGCCUCUUCUCCAUACAAAGUCUGAAUAUGGUCACAGACCAUAUGGCUUGAAGUACUUCAGAGAGACGAACCACAAAUUAUUUAUAUCAGACAAGGACUUCAAGACAUGCACAUCAAACAGUUCCUAUACUUGAAUCCACAAAUAUCUCACAUUAGGUCAGGUUUAUCCAGAUUAUGAUUUUUAGAAUUAUCUAAUUGUUCAAAUCUGCUGAGAUUAUGCACAAAUCUAAAAAUAAUACCACCAGAUACUGAUUGAAGAUCAAACCAAUCAAAAUAUGAAGACAUAAAUAUUGAUGAUUUUCUUAUUGCCGCAGAUGAGGUUAAUAAGUUCAAACCAUUAUAAAUGUUAUUUACAACUUAUCUCUGACAUUUAUGAUUUAAUCCAGUUAAGGACCUUUUUUUUUAUAAAUAGAAUAAGUAUGCCGGGCGAAAUGCUUAGUGGUAUUUCGUCUGCCGUUACGUUCUGAGUUCAAAUUCCUCCGAGGUCGACUUUGCCUUUCAUCCUUUCGGGGUCGAUAAAUUAAGUACCAGUUACGCACUGGGGGUCAAUAUAAUCGACUUAAUCCGUUUGUCUGUCCUUGUUUGUCCCCUCUAUGUUUAGCCCCUUGUGGGCAACAAAGAAAUAAGAAUAAGUACAUAGUACAUAGGUUACAAGAAGGAAAACUUUAUAGCACUAAAACAUAACUAAGAUAAAAACUAAUACUUUCUCACAGCUCUGGAUUUUCAUUAGUCCUAAAUGAAUUUAAUUAAAAUUUUUGAGUUGCGACUAAAUCAACAUUUGGUAUUUUCCUAAUUAUUUUAUUAACAGACAAUAUUACAUGACAAAUUUCAAAGUCUGUUUUUGAUUUUUUUUUGUUUUGUUUUUUUAAUAAAUCUGUAAAAUAAAAGUA
Molecule: messenger RNA, 1998 nt
Organism: Octopus bimaculoides (California two-spot octopus)
Lineage: Eukaryota; Metazoa; Mollusca; Cephalopoda; Octopoda; Octopodidae
Product: spermatogenesis-associated protein 17
Molecular function (GO): protein binding
Source: RefSeq, a predicted model, not a curated record